AUAGACCCACAUAUCAUAUCUUAGCUAUAAAUGAGUGUAGAGGUACUCAGAUGCAUGCCAACAGCUAGCGAAACAAAGCAAGCAUGGCCGCCCAAACGAUACUCUCGCUCGUGUUCUUGGCUCUCCUAACCUUCGUGCUGCUGCGGCGCAGGGGCGCGAGGCGCAGCGGCAACGGCGUGCACCACCGUCUCCCACCAUCGCCUCCGGGACUGCCCGUCAUCGGCCACCUCCACCUGCUGGGCUCCAACCCGCACAUCUCCCUCCGCGAGAUCGCCGGCAGGCACGGCGCGGGCGACGGCUUCAUGCUGCUCCGCCUCGGCCAGGUCCCGGCCCUGGUGGUGUCGUCCCCGCGCGCCGCGGAGGCCGUGCUGCGCUCGCACGACCACGCCUUCGCGUCGCGGCCGCCGUCCGCCGUGGCCGACAUCCUCCUCAGCUACUCCGACGUGGCCCUGGCCCCCUACGGCGACUACUGGCGCCUGGUGCGGAGGCUGGUGACCACGCACGUGCUCAGCGCCAGCAAGGUGCAGUCCCUGCGCCGCGCGCGCCAGGAGGAGGUCGCCCUGGUCGUCGGCCGUGUCCGGGGUGCCGCGGCCGCCGCCUCCGCCACCGCGGUGGACAUGACGGAACUGUUCAGCGUGUUCACCAACGACGUGGUGUGCCGCGCCGUGUUGGGCAGGUUCUUCCGCCGGGUGGACGGCCGGCAUAGCGCGUUCCAGGAGAUCAUCAACAGCCAGGUGGUGCUCAUCGCGGGGUUCAACCUGGACGACUGCUUCCCGUGCCUGGCCAGAGUUGGCGUGCUCGCGAGGGUGCUGUUCGCCAAGGUCUUCAGCUUGAAGAAGAAGUGGGACGUGUUGCUUGAUGAGAUCAUCACAGAGCAUGCGGCCAAGCUGGCGUCAGCGCAGGAGGAACGUCGCGACAAGGUUGACGACGACGAUGGACAGAUGAGCCAAGAAGAGGACGACGCUGACUUCGUGCAUGUUCUGCUCUCGCUCCAGCAGGAGUACCGUCUCACGAGACAGCAAGUCAAGUCCAUCUUGGUGGACAUGUUUGGAGCGGGAACAGAUACGUCAUCCAUCCUGCUGGAAUACGCGAUGAUCGAGCUGAUAAGAAACCCACGCAUCAUGGCCAAGGUACGAGACGAGAUCAUCAAGAACACUCCCAAGGACCAAGGAAUGGUGAAGGAAGAGGACCUAGCGAACAUGGCCUACCUGAGGGCCGUGAUCAAGGAGACGCUCCGUCUGUACCCGCCGACGCCGCUGCUGCUGCCGCACUUCUGCAUGGAGGACAGCGAGGUGGGCGGGUACACGAUCGCGGCGGGGACGCGCGUUAUCGUCAACGCGUGGGCGCUCGGCAGGGACGCCAGCGCGUGGGAGAAGGCGGACGAGUUCGCGCCGGAGAGGUUCCUGGACGGCGGCAGCAGCGCGGAUGCCGACUUCAGGGGCAGGGAUUUCAAGUUCGUGCCGUUCGGGGCUGGGAGGAGGAUGUGCCCCGGGAUCAACUUCGGGAUGGCCGUCGUCGAGCUCAUGCUGGCGAACCUUCUCUACUGCUUUCGCUGGGAGCUCCCGCCUGGGAUGACGCCACAGGACGUGGACAUGUCUGUCAGGUACGGACUCACAAGCCGUCGCAAGGAGAAGCUCCUGCUCGUCCCAAGGCUGGCCGUGUAAUGCCAGCAACCCUGCUUGCUGCAGAAUUAUGAAAUAAAAGACUAGCGAUGAAUGGCCGGUUCAGCAAGCUUCUUUAGCUGACGUUUCCUUUGAUAUAUCUGUUUUUUUUUUUUGUUCAUGAUUUCAGCAACAUACACUCAUGCUUUUAAGUCUGUGUCUUUAUGUUCUUUA
Molecule: messenger RNA, 1835 nt
Organism: Zea mays
Lineage: Eukaryota; Viridiplantae; Streptophyta; Magnoliopsida; Poales; Poaceae
Product: 3-hydroxyindolin-2-one monooxygenase-like
Exons: 2
Coding region: 84-1664 (526 amino acids)
Molecular function (GO): iron ion binding; heme binding; monooxygenase activity
Source: RefSeq, a predicted model, not a curated record